AUGGCUAUGGUGGCGUGGAGAAACACGGAGGGCGUCGGGGACACCCAGGGGACCCUCUCCUCCCCGGUGUCCCAGGUCGCGCCUCUGUCUCUGUCCGGGGAGAUGACGGGACACAUGAACCCGGCGCCCUCUCUGGAAUUACCCCCGGCGGCUCCCCAGGGCGCACCGCAUCCCAACCCGUCCAGCGCCGCCACAGCGACCACCACCACCGGCGGCGGCAACAAUAACAAUACGACCUCCUCUUCCUCCUCCUCCUCCUCGUCCAUGGACAAGCAGCAGAGCCAGCACAUCGAGUGCAUCGUGUGCGGGGACAAAUCCAGCGGGAAGCACUACGGACAGUUCACUUGUGAGGGAUGUAAGAGCUUCUUCAAGCGCAGCGUCAGGAGGAACCUGAGCUACACCUGCAGGGCCAACAGGAACUGCCCCGUGGACCAGCACCACCGCAACCAGUGCCAGUACUGCCGCCUGAAGAAAUGCCUGAAAGUCGGCAUGAGGAGGGAAGGUACGCGCUGGCAUCCUCCUCUUGUUGCUCUGGCUGUCCAGCGAGGCAGGAUUCCCACCCAGUCUUACCACGGCCAGUUCGCCCUGACGAACGGAGACCCUCUGCAGUGUCACUCCUACCUAUCGGGAUACAUCUCCCUGCUGCUGAGGGCCGAGCCCUACCCAACCUCCAGGUUCGGCUCCCAGUGUCUGCAGAGCAACAACAUCAUGGGCAUCGAGAACAUCUGCGAGCUGGCGGCCCGCAUGCUCUUCAGCGCCGUGGAGUGGGCCCGCAACAUCCCCUUCUUCCCGGACCUGCAGGUGCCGGACCAGGUGGCCCUGCUCCGCCUCACCUGGAGCGAACUGUUCGUGCUGAACGCCGCCCAGUGCUCCAUGCCCGUCCACGUGGCCCCCCUGCUGGCCGCCGCCGGCCUGCACGCCUCGCCGAUGUCCGCGGACCGGGUGGUGGCCUUCAUGGACCACAUCCGGGUGUUCCAGGAGCAGGUGGAGAAGCUGAAGGUGCUGCACGUAGACUCUGCGGAGUACAGUUGCAUCAAGGCCAUCGUGCUGUUCACCACAGAUGCUUGUGGUCUCUCGGAUGUGGCCCACGUGGAGGGUCUGCAGGAGAAAUCCCAGUGCGCUUUAGAAGAGUACGUAAGGAGCCAGUACCCCAACCAGCCCAACAGGUUUGGGAAGCUGCUGCUCCGUCUGCCUUCCCUCCGCACUGUCUCGUCUUCUGUCAUAGAGCAGCUUUUCUUUGUGCGUCUGGUGGGGAAAACCCCCAUAGAGACUCUGAUAAGGGACAUGCUGCUGUCCGGCAGCAGCUUCAACUGGCCUUACAUGCCCAUUCAGUAG
Pleuronectes platessa (European plaice) is the source of this 1335-nucleotide messenger RNA. RefSeq names its product COUP transcription factor 2. Bases 1 to 1335 code for a protein of 444 amino acids. Lineage: Eukaryota; Metazoa; Chordata; Actinopteri; Pleuronectiformes; Pleuronectidae. The record is from RefSeq and is a predicted model, not a curated record. Gene Ontology annotation, molecular function: zinc ion binding; retinoic acid binding; nuclear receptor activity. The transcript has 3 exons. Gene Ontology annotation, biological process: negative regulation of transcription by RNA polymerase II; cell differentiation; anatomical structure development.